AAAAAGUUGUAUUUAAUUUAUCAGUAGACAUAAUACUUAUCAUUUUAGUGGGAACUGCUAAAAAGGCAUAAUGACUCUUGCCACCAUAACGAUUCUUCUGCUGGUGGGUUUGCUCACAGCCGAGUGUUUUACAGUCGACAAGAACUGGUUCAAUGAAAACUCGGUCGUUUACACCGGUGAGAAUGAGAUCACGAAGAUAUCUGUCCCAAUGAUAUUUAACUCCAUGAAAAAUGAUGGCAGUUUUGACCUCUACGUCUUCUUUAUAGAAGCACAGAAGGGGCUGUACGUGUUAAAGAAUCAGAAAGUCACUAAGCUUUUCGCAAACGGGGCAGAUGUCGCCGAAUCUUCGAAUGGCACCGUCUACUUGGCAGCAACAGACGGCAUUUACACCUUCAACGCUGAAAAGAAUACAGCAGAGAAGUACGGAUCUUUGACAGACAACGUCAUCAGCAUUGCAGUGGCUAAUGGGACACAGGAAAUCUACAUCAUAACUAAAGAUAAAGUCCUCUUUAAAGUCACUGAUGAAGGCAACAGUAAAGUAGAAAUUACUGAAGUUAAAGACGCGGUUGAUAUGGUGUUCGAUUUGUUCAGCAACCUGUAUUUUGUCGACACCAAAAAGCAGGUAUUUGUCAGAAGCCAUGAUGGCAAUGUGACUAAAGUGACGGGGUUGCCAGAGAAUCCUUCAGUUGUAAAGUUGUUCAGAGGUAAAAGUUAUGCAGCACCUAUUUUUGUUGACGACAAAGUGUACGUAGUUAAUUUCGAUGGAACCACUGAGUUCCAUAAUACGACCUUCUCUAUUUCACCUACUGCUGUAUCUUUUGAGACCUGUUUGUUCCACUUAGCACGCAACAAGAAAAUAUACAAGUACGGGCUAUGUGGCUAAUAAAAAGUUACAGCAAUUAGUUUCAUUGUUAUUUAAUUUAUAUUAAUAACAUUUAUACAACGUGCUCCUUUUGUUUUCCGGAAAAUUUAGGGGUGUAUUCUAU
Messenger RNA from Ostrinia furnacalis (Asian corn borer), 986 nucleotides. RefSeq lists its product as uncharacterized. The transcript is spliced from 2 exons. NCBI's taxonomy places the organism in Eukaryota, Metazoa, Arthropoda, Insecta, Lepidoptera, Crambidae. The record is from RefSeq and is a predicted model, not a curated record. Gene Ontology annotation, molecular function: protein binding. Bases 71 to 883 code for a protein of 270 amino acids.